AUGCCACGAUGCUCGCUCGCUCGACAACGUUUCUAUGCUUCUACACUCGGUAAUAGCCGUCGGUUUUUGCACUCGGAAAAACCUUCUCAACACUCAGUUGCCGGUUUAGGCAUAGAAAAAACCUUUUCAACACUCAGUUGCCAGAUUAACUAUCAAGAUGGUUUUCAUCAUACAUCUGCUUUAAGCAUCUUAGCUCGUCACCCAAGGCUGAGUGAGAAAGACGUUUAUUAA
This is a messenger RNA of Funneliformis caledonium, 231 nucleotides long. Lineage: Eukaryota; Fungi; Glomeromycota; Glomeromycetes; Glomerales; Glomeraceae. The record is from the annotation of a GenBank genome assembly.